Messenger RNA from Lingula anatina, 1032 nucleotides. RefSeq names its product tripartite motif-containing protein 2-like. Gene Ontology annotation, biological process: proteasome-mediated ubiquitin-dependent protein catabolic process; protein polyubiquitination. Lineage: Eukaryota; Metazoa; Brachiopoda; Lingulata; Lingulida; Lingulidae. The record is from RefSeq and is a predicted model, not a curated record. Gene Ontology annotation, molecular function: ubiquitin protein ligase activity; protein binding; zinc ion binding.
AUGGCAGAAGCACUAGCAGCAGCUUUCACAGAUAACCUCUUGAGUUGUAGCAUCUGUCUGGGAGAGUAUGAGGACCCCCGUGUGCUCCCUUGCUACCAUACAUUUUGCUAUGGUUGUAUAUGUGAUCAUGCUUCGCGCACACUGACUCCAAAUAAGACAUUUCUGUGUCCCAUUUGUAGAGUAGAGGUCCAGUUUCCAGCUGGUGGACUUAAUCAACUGAAGAAGAAUUUUGUCUUCAGCAAGGCCAAGGACAUCAUAACCAAACAACAAGAGAGACAGACAUUAGAAGAAAAACAGUCCAAUGCAGCAACAGUGACACAGGCCAUUGCACAGAUGACCAUCAGUUGUGAGAAACAUCCUAACAGUGAAUUAAAAUAUUACUGUGAAGAUGACAAUACUGUUGUAUGUGGUGACUGUGCAUCAACAUAUCAUUACAGACAUGGUAUUGUACCAGUUGGUAAAGUUGCAAAAAGUAAGAGAGAUAAAAUUACAGUAGCCCUAGUAAAAACCAUGAAAACAAUGAACAGGUUUAAAGAGGCACUUGUCAUGGAAACUGCCAAUGAAACCGAGGACUCUCAUAUCAGGAUAGCCACAAUCAAAGAAGUUAAAGAACAAGCUGAAAGUUUGCGCAAAUUUAUUGAUCAAAGGGAAGAGACACUGAUAUCAGAAGUGAAUUCUGCUUACGAUAUCAGAAAGAAGCAGAAGGAGGCAAACAAGAACAUACUAGAAUUCCACCAUACAUCACUGCAAAGUGCCUGUGACUUUGCCCAUGGACUUAUCGCUAAUGGCACUGACUCUGAUAUCAUGGUUCACGCAAAAUCUCUGACAGAGAGACUGGCAUUGAUGGAGAAAACACCUGUCCCAACUCUAGACACACCAGCACAGAUAUCAUACAAACCUGGUAAGAUAUCUACUGACGGACUGGAAGCCAUGUUAGGACAGGUACAGACACAACCUCCAUUAGCUGGACAGGGAACAUAUCCGAGAUCAGCACGAUAUCCUCCUGUUUUCUUUAGAGAAGGUAAAGUGUGA